Ostertagia ostertagi is the source of this 576-nucleotide messenger RNA. The record is from the annotation of a GenBank genome assembly. NCBI's taxonomy places the organism in Eukaryota, Metazoa, Nematoda, Chromadorea, Rhabditida, Trichostrongylidae.
CUCAUCGCUAAGCUUUCGGGGACAGCAAAGAGCAAGAAAAAGGAAGAAUCGGAUUCCGAUUCUUGUGGAGAACAUGAGCCGUCAUGUAGUAAUACGGUGAAGGAAGAAGUGCAAACUGAAGAGGAUCAUCAAUGUGACAUUUGGGUACGGCAGUACUACCUCCUGCCAGCGAACAAAAUGUCGCAACUCAGUGCUCAUAAGAUCAAUCUAACUAAAGCAAUUACGGCGUGGGAAACUGUAAAAGACGUGGUUAAAGAUCUCGCCACCAAAGACCAAGACAGCGACGCCCAAGAGGCAUUUACUAACCAGUCUCGCGUAGACGAUGCUAUAGCGGCAGUUGAGUCAACAAUAUUGUCUCUUAGCGUACGUUUACAUGAAGUUCAAACGCUUAUUGACAGCAACCAACUUAUGUCGCUUCCAGAUAACACGCAGAGUGUUCCCGAACGUACUCAAGAACAUCACGGGAGCAUUCGUCGACGCCGUCUACAGCGAGCGAUGUCAUCCGUCCUCAUGUACUGCCCCAGCGUACAGCCGACGCGCCUGGCCCGUCAUCGUACUACGCGCAACAUCAUUCCG